Danio rerio (zebrafish) is the source of this 1437-nucleotide messenger RNA. It is a transcript of the gene supt7l, whose product is annotated as SPT7 like, STAGA complex subunit gamma. Gene Ontology annotation, molecular function: protein heterodimerization activity. Gene Ontology annotation, biological process: positive regulation of DNA-templated transcription. Gene Ontology annotation, cellular component: SAGA complex; nucleus. Lineage: Eukaryota; Metazoa; Chordata; Actinopteri; Cypriniformes; Danionidae. The record is from RefSeq and is marked provisional.
GUACCUCACGAACGUCUGGCGUUUACAUGUCGUUUUGAAACUGAAAUAAAUGAUACGCAUUGGAUUGUUUUACUAAUCUUGGCCUUUAUGAUCGUCUGUUUAUGAAAGACUCCUCAAGAUUUACAAUUUUGUCAACACAAGCAGCGACAGCAUUGUGUGAAGAUGAUGCGUUAUUGGGGUGAGCUCCCAGUGGCUUCAGCUUCAUCAGGCCGCAGUUCUUUUGACCUUCUCCAGCGUGAGUUCCGGCAGGUGGAGAUGCAGGACCCUCCUUUACAUCAGCCUUCUGCACAGCGUCCUCGUCCAACCACCAUGCUGGAUAUCCCAUCUGAGCCCUGCAGCCUAACAAUCCAUACGGUGCAGCUGAGCCAGCACGCUCGUCGUCUCCGGGGUCUCAUUGCUGCUGCCCAACAAGGCCAGCAACCCCUGCCCACGUUAUUAGAGGGCCAGAGUGCCUUUAAACCUGAGGAAGGAGAUGCUCUGCCUCCACGACCUCCCACACCCACUGUACCUGAUGAUCUGCUUCCACUAGACAGUAAAGCGCCUCGACUGCCGUUCCAGCUACGCCACAGUGACCCAGAGAGUGAUUUCUACAAAGGUAAAGGUGAGCCAGUCACUGAGCUUAGCUGGCCAUCCUGCCGUCAGCUUCUGUACCAGUCAGUGGCCACAGUGCUCGCUCAUAUUGGAUUCGAGUCAGCCAACGAAAGCGUACUGGAGACUUUAACUGACCUGGUUCAUGAACACUAUCUGCGGCUCACCAAGUUGCUGCGUGUGGCUGUUGACAGGGAGGCCUGCCAGGGCUCUACUGCCUUCCCUGAUGUAUUGGAGCAGGUAUUCCAUGAGUUGGGCAUCGGCAGCAUCCUGGCACUACAGCGUUUCUGGCAAGUCCGUAUCAAAGAUUAUCACAGCUACAUGCUGCAGGUUAGCAAGGAGCUCUCGGAAGAGUAUGAUAUACUUGUGAACCCAGAAAAGGCUCUGGAGGAUUCCAAACCCUUGAAGGUUAAAGAGGAGCCAGUAAGUGACAUCGCGUUUCCUUUGAGCGAGGAGCCAGAAGCAGAUCUGGCCUCAGGAGACCAGGCCUUGCCUAUUGGUGUGUUGGGCACGUCCAGUGAAAGACUGGAGGAAGGACAUUCUCCUCAUGCAUCAGGAGCAGCAGGGAACAGCCCUCCCUUGUGGCAUUUGGCUCAGGUGAAAAUGGAACCUCAGGAUAGCGAGGAGGGCCAGGUUUCAGGUCAUGGGGUUCUGGGUAGCGACGUCUUUGAAGAGGGCCCAAUGUCCACCAUGAGUGAAGCUGGCAUGCCUCCAUCUCCCGGCGGAUCAGAAGGAAGCUACAUGUCCCAUUCCCCGGAUUCUCUUAUAGGCACAUCCCCCUUCGCUCAGCGACCAAAGAAACGAAUUCGAAAAGUUUAGUGGUUCUGCCAUUUAAAGAGUUAGUUCACC